GUGUGAAUAGGUCGACCUCAAUACAUACAAGUACAGCAAGUGUACAGGUAGAUGAUUGUGUAUUUUGGUUAUUGCAGUGUUCUCGGCUGGUGAAAUCAGGUGUCAAGAUAUUUCCUUUCCAAUUUCCUCUGGAUCACAAAGCCUCAGAAUCUCCUCGGGGCUAAAGAGGCUAGAGUCGCAAGAGCAAAUUCCCUCCCGGAUCGUCCGAUUUUCAGUUGAGAAAAAUGAGCCAAUUCCUCCCGUUCACGCCGCCUAUCGUCAAGCGGUUGCUGGGAUGGAAGAAGGACGAUACGGAAGAUCGCUGGUCGGAGAAGGCUGUCAAAAGCUUGGUGAAGAAGCUCAAGAAAACAGGGGGACUGGACGAGCUUGAAAAAGCCAUCUCGUCUCAAGAUAUUCACACAAAAUGUGUUACAAUACCGAGAUCAGAGCAUGUGGUCAGUGGGACUAACGUUUUGGCGCACCCUACCAAUACCAAAGCCCAAUCGUCCCUAGAUGGACGCCUACAAGUCUCACACAAGAAGGGCCUGCCCCACGUCAUGUACUGUCGGCUGUGGAGAUGGCCGGAUCUACAGAGCCACCAUGAGCUCAAGCCCAUCGAGCAUUGUGAGUUUGCCUUCCGACUCAAGCGAGAUGAGGUCUGCGUCAAUCCCUAUCACUACACAAGGGUCGAGACACCAGUGUUGCCACCUGUACUGGUACCCAGGCAAACAGAUGUCCCUACAGAGCUGCCGGCACUGGACGACUUGAGUAGUACGGUUCCGGACAAUGCUAAUUAUCCAGUUGGUAUGGAGCCCCAGAAUCUUCUCCCACCAGAAACCCCACCACCAGGUUACAUGAGUGAAGAUGGCGAUAACACAGAACAGAGUAUGGACACAUCACAGAAUGGAACAAUGUCACCCGGCUCCACAGAUUCACUAGAUCUGCAGCCCGUCUCCUACUGUGAGCCUCCCUUCUGGUGCGCCAUAGCCUACUACGAGAUGAACCAGAGGGUCGGUGAGACUUUCCACGCCUCCCAACCCUCUCUCACCAUCGACGGCUUCGUCGAUCCCUCCAGCUCGGAACGUUUCUGCUUGGGACUCCUGUCCAACGUCAACAGAGACCCCACGGUGGAAGUCACAAGAAGACAUAUUGGUAAAGGAGUCCGGUUAUACUACAUUGGCGGGGAAGUCUUUGCGGAGUGCUUAAGUGACAGCAGCGUGUUUGUACAAAGCCCCAAUUGCAACCAAAGAUACGGAUGGCAUCCUGCCACAGUCUGCAAGAUUCCACCAGGCUGCAACCUGAAGAUUUUCAACAACCAAGAGUUCGCCGCUCAGCUCUCCCAGUCCGUCAACCGAGGCUUCGAGGCCGUCUACCAGCUAACGCGCAUGUGCACCAUCCGCAUGAGCUUCGUCAAGGGCUGGGGCGCCGACUACCGGCGCCAGACGGUCACCAGCACCCCUUGCUGGAUUGAACUCCACCUGAACGGGCCGUUGCAGUGGCUAGAUAGGGUCUUGACACAGAUGGGGUCGCCAGUAGACAAGUGCUCCAGCAUGUCAUGAUUCCCUUGGUGGUACGCCUCGCGUCAGGCUGCUACGAUGUCCGUCGGUUUCUCGAAAAAUUCCUACAGGACUGCCCUGUAUAAAAAAUCCACUUGUGAAGUGUGAAUUGAAGAUGCAGUAGUCGGGUGACUUUGAGUAUGUGGAAGGUUUUUUUUUUGUCUGGGGAAGGGUGUCCCUGGAAAUUUGUUUUAAAAUCUUACGAGAAUACAUACCUUAAUUUCACUUUGAAUAUUCUUUUUAUUUUUAUGAUGGAAAAAAGAAAAUCACAUUGACAGAAUUAUUUCACAACUUUCACAUAAAUAUGUGAAGUGCAGAAGAUUCUACACGCCAUCUGUAAAAAAAUGAAAUUAAAAAAAACCCAAAAACAGAUUUUAGGCUUUUUGGUCCCGUAUCACUGAACAAGGAAUCCAUGAACUGAAAAAAAAACCGAAAAAACCCAACAAACUGAUGGCACGGGUACCUUAAAUGUGUGCUGCCUUUGCAUUAUUGACUGCAAUGUCUGUUGCCCUGCAGGAAAAAAUACUAACUUCGGAGAA
Patiria miniata (bat star) is the source of this 2074-nucleotide messenger RNA. Its product is annotated as mothers against decapentaplegic homolog 3-like. Gene Ontology annotation, cellular component: heteromeric SMAD protein complex. The transcript has 9 exons. Lineage: Eukaryota; Metazoa; Echinodermata; Asteroidea; Valvatida; Asterinidae. Gene Ontology annotation, molecular function: RNA polymerase II cis-regulatory region sequence-specific DNA binding; I-SMAD binding; DNA-binding transcription factor activity, RNA polymerase II-specific. Gene Ontology annotation, biological process: anatomical structure morphogenesis; transforming growth factor beta receptor signaling pathway; regulation of transcription by RNA polymerase II. The coding region runs from base 225 to 1538 and encodes 437 amino acids. The record is from RefSeq and is a predicted model, not a curated record.